This is a messenger RNA of Lampris incognitus (smalleye Pacific opah), 5682 nucleotides long. RefSeq names its product spliceosome associated factor 3, U4/U6 recycling protein (gene sart3). The transcript is spliced from 19 exons. Gene Ontology annotation, biological process: RNA processing. NCBI's taxonomy places the organism in Eukaryota, Metazoa, Chordata, Actinopteri, Lampriformes, Lampridae. The record is from RefSeq and is a predicted model, not a curated record. Bases 1 to 2826 code for a protein of 941 amino acids. Gene Ontology annotation, molecular function: protein binding; RNA binding.
AUGGCAGCGCCAGGCAACGCAGAAGAGACGCAGUUGCAAGAGAUGGAGGAAGAUGCAGCAAUGGAAAGAGAGAUGGAAUCAGAGGAAGAGGAGGAGGAAGAGGGCAUGGGUGUCGAAAGUUCAGACGACGACGACGAGGACGACAAAGAAAAUGAAGCCGAGAUUCAGCGUUUGGAGGAACAGCUCUCCAUCAAUGCAUUUGACUACAAUUGCCAUGUGGAUCUCAUCAAACUACUGAGACAGGAGGGUGAGCUAUUGCGACUACGCAAGGCGAGGCAGAAAAUGAGCGAGCUUUUCCCACUCACCGAAGAGAUCUGGCUCGACUGGCUCAAGGAUGAAAUCCGUCUGGCUCAAGAGGAACCUAGUCGAGAGAAAAUAAACGAACUCUUUGAGAGGGCUGUGAAAGACUAUAUCUGUCCAGAUAUCUGGCUUGAAUAUGCUCAGUACUCGAUUGGUGGCAUGGGAUCACCAGGGGGGAUAGACAAGGUGAGAGCUAUUUUUGAGAGAGCCCUGACUGCUGUGGGUCUACACAUGACCAAGGGAGCAACAGUGUGGGAAGCCUACAGGGAGUUUGAAAAUGCCAUACUAUCCACAGUACAGCCUCCUCCUGGCAGGGUCCCCUCCUGUGAGGAGCAGGAACUGCUAAAUAUUCAGCUUGAGCGCAUCCAUACACUGUUCCGCCGCCAGCUGGCCAUCCCCUUAAUGGACAUGGAGACUACACAUGCAGAGUAUGAGGAGUGGUCUGAGCAGGGGGUGCGUGAAUCUGUCUCUAAUCAGUACAAAAAGGCCCUACAGCAGAUGGAGAAGUGCAAGCCUUUUGAAGAGACACUGCUGGUAGCUGAGCCUCCCAAGCUGGCAGAGUAUCAGGUCUAUAUUGACUAUGAGCUGAAGGAAGGUGACCCAGCACGCAUCCAGAUUACCUUUGAGCGGGCACUGGCAGAGAAUUGCCUGGUACCAGACAUGUGGGCUAAAUACACUACCUAUCUGGACCGUCAGCUGAAGAUCAAAGACAUGGUUCUUUCUACUCAUGAGCGUGCUGUCAGGAAUUGCCCCUGGACCAUGAGUCUGUGGAAAAACUACCUGUUAGCCCUGGAAAGGCAUGGGACUGACCAUCAAACUGUCUCAGAUGUUUUUGAAAAGGCACUGAAUGCAGGUUUCAUUCAAGCCACAGAUUAUGUGGACAUUUGGCAAGCAUACCUAGACUACCUAAGGAGACGUGUGGAUUUCAGUAAAGAAUCAAGUAAAGAGCUAGAGGAAUUGCGGGCAGCCUUCUCUCGGUCUUUGGACUACAUGAAGCAAGAUGUUGAAGAGAGGUUCAGUGAGAGUGGAGAUCCUUCCUGUACAGUAAUGCAGAUCUGGGCAAGGAUAGAGGCCCUCCACUGUAAGAACAUGCAGAAGGCCAGAGAGCUUUGGGAUAAUAUCAUGACAAAAGGGAAUGCCAGAUAUGCCAAUAUGUGGCUAGAGUACUAUAACCUCGAAAGGUCCAAUGGAGAUUCCAUCCACUGCAGGAAGGCUCUCCACAGGGCUGUCCAAUGCACCACAGACUAUCCAGAACAUGUGUGUGAGGUCCUACUCACUUUUGAGAGGGUUGAGGGUUCUUUGGAAGACUGGGACGUAGCAGUGCAGAAGACUGAGACACGUCUGAACAGACUCAAUGAUCAGAGGGCCAAAGUGGCCGAGAAAGAAGCCAACCUAGCCCGCCUAGAGGAAGAGAAGUCUGAUCAGCGCCGGAAAGCUAAAGCAGAAAAAAAGGCGCAGAAAAAGGGUCAGAGGGGAAAUCAAGUUGGAGAGAAAAGGAAAGUAGAGCACGAUGCCUAUCCGGUCGAUUGGGAUAAAGAGUCGGCUCCUAAGAGACAAAGAAGAGAUGUUGACCCUGGAAGUGAGUAUAUGGAGACAGAGACUGGACUGUAUGGGCGAAAAAAACCCCAAAAGCCUGGACCACCUGGAGCUAAAAAAGCCCAACAGGGAGCAGCACCUGCAGAGCAAAGGCAACAAGAGGAAAAGCCUGAGCUCCGCAAUGACAGGAACAGUGUAUUUGUCAGUAACCUGACAUACACCCUGGAGGAGCCAGAGAAACAGCUCAGGACACUGUUCGAAUCCUUUGGUCCAAUCAAGCAGAUUCGCCCGGUUUACAGCAAAAGGGGAUCCUUCAAAGGUUACUGUUAUGUACAGUUUGAAUCCCAAGUGUCUGUCCCUGAAGCCCUAAAACUGGAUCGGCGAGAGGUGGAGGGCAGGCCCAUGUUUGUAUCACCAUGUGUUGACAAAAACACAAACCCUGACUUCAAGGUAUUUAAAUACAACUCAUCUAUGGAGAAACACAAAAUCUUCAUCUCGGGGCUGCCCUUCUCUUUCACUAAGGAGCAGUUAGAGGAGUUGUGCAAACAUCAUGGGGUCAUUAAAGAUGUCCGCUUGGUCACAUAUCGUUCAGGAAAACCCAAGGGUCUGGCGUAUGUUGAGUUUGCCGAUGAGGCCCAGGCUUCUCAGGCAGUCUUAAAAAUGGAUGGCAUGGUCAUCGGCGACUACAAAAUAUCUGUUGCCAUCAGCAAUCCACCCAGCAGAAACAUGAGGGACCAGCCUGGUUCCAGUGGGCCCAUGGCAGCCAUGAUGCCUCGCCAGGUCUUUGGAUCGAGAGGGAGAGGGCGUACCCAACUCUCGCUAAUUCCUCGCUCCCUGCAUCGACCGAGUGGAUCCACGGGAAAAGCUGAGAACGGAACUGCAACCAAACGAAUACCGGGAGCAGCCAGUGCAGCCAGCGACACUAGGUUUGCAGCAGAGACAAAACCUUUGUCCAAUUCAGACUUUGCCAGAAUGCUUCUCCAAAAGUGAAAGGACAAGCGCAAGAAGUACAGCUGCCUUCAAAUACAGAAAGCCAUCUGGUGUCCUUUACAGAUCAGCGAUGGUGACUUUUUUGUGAUUGGUUAAAUAUCUUCCCUUUAAUGCCGUCCCCUUUGGUUCCUGUGAGAAUGCCUUAAUCACUGUAGGUCCUGCCCUCGAUCACAAGCCCUGUUUAAAAAAAAAAGUUAACAAAUGUUUGAAAAUACUCCUAAUUGGUAUGAGAAAAUCUUGAUCAAUGUUUUUGUUUGUUUUUUGUUUGUUUUUUUUUUUAGGGUGGUUAGUAAACAUUUUAUAAAAAUGUAUCAUAUCUGUGUAAAUAUAUAAAAUCGUACACCUCAAAUUUUAAGGUGUAGUUUUUUUUUUUGUUGUGAUAUGUGAAAGUUGAGGGAAAAGUGUUUUUAAAUAUUCUAAUAGCCAGUAAAUGGUGUUUAUUGUUUAAAUUGUUUAAAAGGUAUAUGCAAACGGUGACAUUUGUAUUGUGGUAUAGUGGGUGUGUGUACGUAAGUUGGAUGUGCUAUAAAAUUGAAAAGGCAUACUCCAUAGGUUUUCAACAACUGUGUUCUACAGUUUUAUCUUGACCCCUGAUGACAACAAACUUAGCGUGACUGUCAGGAUUUUGUCACUGAAUGUGAUAAACAUUCAAUUCUUUGUAUCAUUUCUCAAUUACUGUCUGCUGUGCAAGAUGUUUGACUGGCUGAAGAGCACCCAGACACAAAUGGAAAAGCGUAAACCAAUGCUAAUGGAAUUGGAAUGAACUUCAUCUCAGCUUCAGGGCAAAACAUCCUGUUGUCUUGUACAAAAUGGCCCUUUUCAUCAUGGAUAGGUCUCACUGCAAAAACGUAGAAAUAAGAUUUGUAGAGCUACCCAGAAGUAUUUCUCAUAUCUAUUUAUCCUCGUACUACAUUUGUUAGUGUUAUGAUCAAUAAUAUGAUCCAUCUAUGCGGGGGGGGGGGGAUUAACCAAUACAAAUUUGAUAAAACAAUUGUGGGGGUUGUUUUUUCACUGUAGUAUGAGGUGAGGUGGGCAGAUUCUAUGAGAAAUACAAAUUAUUUGCUGAACUAGGACCUGUGUUGAAUUUUAAACUGAGUAGGACUUCUAUACCUAUAUUUUACAAGAAAAUUAAGUUGACCAAGGAAGGUAGUUGACACUUGUUAAUGUCUGAUAUAAAUUAUCCAACAGGACUAAGGUGCUGUUUGAUCUUUUGAUUUGGAUAAGGCCAUCCAUGUCAGGUCUCGAGUUGCAUCCAAAGGCUGGAGGCAUUUGGAUACAACAAAGCAGAUUGCGAGGCAGAAACUGGCAGAUUAGUUUUGAUUUCUAAAAGCCCUAUGAACAGUGUCGCGCAUGUACAGCUACAUCUCAUCCCACUAUGUGCAGAGCAUGAAAAUAAGCCUAAAGUUAGUCACCAAAUAAAAUCCAACAUUUUUAAAAUUUGGAACGCAAGUCUAUUUUUUUUUUCCCUGUUGUGUUUGACUACUUAAACUGGCUUUUUUCUUGAAGAUGGCAUUAUGUGAACUAUAAUCAGCUGACAGCUUAUUAGUUUUCCUGGAAAAUUAGACUUUUAUUUUUAAGCUUUAUCUUUGAGCCUGCGUUGUCCAUAAUUACUGGAAAGAAUCUGUGCAGCUCUGGUUGCAAAGUGUUUAAAGAACAUCUUUAUUCAUUGGUGUGAAGAAAAUGUUUGUUUGUCCAUGGCGCUCUGCUACACUACUUUAUAGUGUACAUUGAGUUGUUAUUGUGGUUUGAAUUCAUAAAACUUUGCUCACUUCCCAUACAAUAUACAUAGAGCUCAAAUUUCAAACAGGUCCCUAUAGUUUUGUAAUGAAUUUCAAAGUUUUCAUGAGAGAUGGAAUACAAAGCUAUAUGUAUCAAAAGUUAAUCACCACAGUGGCCUAAUUUAGAUUAAACAAAAAAACAAAAAAACAUUGGUCUGUAGAAGUCACCUUUUGUUUUAUGUUCCAUACAAAAAGAUGGUGUGUGUGCAUUGCUGUUUACUAUCUUUUAUAUGGUCAUGAUUUCUUCAGAAGUCCUGCAAAUCAAUUUGGUUUAUAUUUAUUUUUCAGCUUUGUUUUAUGGUUUGCCUUUGUAUUUUGGGUGCAGUAAAAAAGUCACCAUGUCACAUUACUUUGUUAUUUCUGGUCUAAAAUUUUUUAAUAAAGAAAUGGUUAUUCAUUACAAUGUCAUUCUGAAAGAUCCUCACUGAUUAUUCUCCACUGCUGUAUAACCCGCACAAAUUCAUAUCGGAAUAUAAUACAGUUUACUUUGUAGGAAAUAAAUAUUAAAUAGAAGAAAGUGCUUUACAGUGGGAAAAAAAAUUACAUCCAUCUCUGUGAAUAGUAAUCCAUAACCAAAUGAAAUGCCUACACACUAAAACAUUUGCAGUACAAAUUGGUCAUUCCUGUCAAAGAUUUUAAAGUAGCAUGAUUUUCCUCACAGAUGACAAUAUCAAGCUUACGUCAAGCAAGAAUAUUAAAAAAAAAAAACUAGUAGUCCUCAAUGCUAAUCAUGGUAUUCAAAAGGCAAUUUGAAAAUAAUGUAACCUCUCCAUAGCACUGUUGUGCAUUACUUGGUUUGUUUGUUAGCAAACUCAAGCCCAGCAGUCACAUUUCAAUUCAAGAAGUGAUACAGGAAUGAUGUGGACAUGCCAAUGUUUCUGUAACAGCAUAUUCUGAUUCAGCAGGUGAAAAGACUAAAGAAAGAAUGGGACUUAUUAAGAUGGGAACAAAACAGUAGUCAACUAAGAGGCUGAAACUUGUUGCAAAGCUUGACAAAGCAUUUUAAGUCUUGAGUCAUCACUACGCCAGGUUAUAACAUUGGUAAAGUGUGCAAGUGUACAAACAUCCCUAUAAGCCC